AAGGGAGCAUUGUGUCUUCCAUAACGAUGGUCGAGUGUUGCCUGUUCAGACAGGCAGCACCCAGACCUUCCUCUGCACGCACUGGCCACGCCCUCAUCCUUCUCAACGUUCAACUGCUGUUCUCAGCGGCUCCAGGACAGCGGAGCCAUGUUCCUCCUUGUAGUGCUUCUCACUGGAGUUGGGGGGCUGUACGCAGGCCAUAAUCCUCAUAAAACCUUUGUGCAGACCACAGUUCCUGAAAAGAUUUCAUCAGUAGAUACAAGAAGAGAUCCAGAAAAUAAUGUUACUUAUAUCAUCACAGUAAAAGGAAAACCGUAUUUUGUCCAUCUUAAAAAACAAUCAUUUUUAUCUUCAGCUUCUGUUGUUUAUUCAUAUGACAAAGACGGCACCCAACAUUCUCAGCCUUUGUUACCUCAGAUGGAUUGCAGUUAUAGUGGAUACAUCACAGGCUUCCCACAUUCUGUUGUGACAUUAAUGACUUGUUCAGGACUCAGAGGAGUAAUGCGAAUCGAAAACAUCUCUUAUGGAAUUGAACCAUUGGAGGCUGUAUCAGGGUUUAUGCACAUGAUCUAUGAAGAAAACAAUGAUGACACUCAUGUUUCUCUCUUUGGAGAAAAUGAUACUUUUACUUGGCUUAAUAAUACAGAAAAUCAAGUGAGAAGCAGUCUACAUAAAACUGAAUUUACCAAGUUAUUCCCUCGAUACAUUGAAAUGUAUAUUGUUGUGGAUAAAAAUCUGUUUGAUUACAUGGGGUCUGAUGUAAAGACUGUAACAGAGAAGGUUAUUCAGCUCAUUGGCUUUGUUAACACUAUGCUGACCCAGUUAAAACUGACUGUUGUAAUAUCUGCCAUUGAACUCUGGUCAAAUACAAACAAAUUUGCUACUACAGGACAUCCAGAUGAUGUUUUAUUUAGGUUUUUAGAAUGGAAACAUCAACAUGUUGAUCCUAAACCACAUCAUAUUUCAUACUUAUUAGUUUUUGAGAAACACCCUACCCUGAUAGGAGCCACAUUUCCAGGAUACAUGUGUGAUAAAAAGUAUGAUGCAGGAGUUGCUCUGUAUCCAAUGGGUUUGUCCCUGAAGUCAUAUGCUGUCAUUAUUGUGCAAUUGCUGGGCCUUAAUGUGGGAUUAAUUUACGACAAUACUGAUACCUGCUACUGCUCAGGAGAUACUUGCACAAUGACGCCAAAAGCAGUGUACUCUGGGGUUUUAACGGAUUUUAGCACUUGCAGCCUGGAUAACUUUAAAUUAUUUGCAUCACAUUAUGGUCUUCAUUGUCUCAAGAACAAUCCCCUUGAUAAGCCAAUUUAUAAGCAGACAAAUCCAAAGAAAAUGUGUGGCAAUUCAAUAAGGGAAGAAGGUGAAGAAUGUGAUUGUGGCACUGCACUUAAUUGUACUCAUGUAAGGUGCUGUGAUCCUACAUCAUGUAAGAAGAAAGGCAGUGUAAAAUGUGGCUCUGGAGAAUGUUGUACAACAAAUUGUCAGCUGAAGAAAGCCAAUACACUUUGUAGGUCAUCAAUUGAUACAGAAUGUGAUUUCAAUGAAUACUGCAAUGGGAAUGAGGGGGACUGUGUGCCUGAUACUUAUGCACGUGAUGGAAGCCACUGUGACUCAGGGGAAGGCUACUGUUUUGGUGGAAUUUGUCGGACUUUUGACAGACAGUGUGAAGCCUUAUUUGGAAAAGGUUCUAAAGGUGCUCCUUUUGCUUGUUUUGAUGAAAUAAAUUCCAGAGGAGAUAGAUUUGGAAACUGUGGGCGCUAUCACUGUGAAAUUCAACAUGCUUUAUGUGGAAAAUUAGUUUGUACAUGGCCACACAAAACAUUAAUAUCACGUGAAAAUUUGUCUGUGAUUUACACACAUGUUCGAGAUGACAUAUGUGUAGCUGGAGCUAAAACUGACGGGAAGAUAAUUAGGACAACAUCAUUUACUACAUACCUUGAACCUACCGACAGAGAUGAAACAUUUGUAGAAGAUGGUACCAUCUGUGGUCCUGGCAUGUAUUGUGAUAAAUGGGUUUGUAGAGAUGUUCAGCAUCUUCUCAAUUCAAGCUGUGAUCCUGAACUACAUUGUGGUGGCAAUGGGAUAUGCAACAAUUUUCAAAAUUGUCAUUGUAACAAAGGAUUUUCCCCUCUUGAGUGUCAGUUAAAGAAAGGAGAAUUUGGAAGUAUCGAUGAUGGUCAUAUGACUAAAGGUAAAAAUGCCUUGAGGGCAGGAUAUGCUACUUCCUCAAAACACAGGUUUCAACUCAUUUUCUACAUUGCUAUACCUGUGAUGAUGAUUGCUGCUGCUAUUUUAAUAAAGCAGAAUACACUAAGAGAGCUGUACUGCAGAGGUGGAAAAGAACAUGAGAGUUCUGUGUCAGAAGACAGAAGCAGUAGCAUCAUAUCAUCUUCCAUUGAAAGCAACACUCCAACAGACUUUGAAUCUAAUACCAUGACAGAUGAUGUACCAAAACCAUCAGAAGUGGCCUGAAUCACUACUGCUGUCAUUACUGAAGGGGUUGAACUACAUAAUAAUAAAUCAUCUGAGACUGAAACAUCCAA
Messenger RNA from Heterocephalus glaber (naked mole-rat), 2543 nucleotides. Its product is annotated as disintegrin and metalloproteinase domain-containing protein 5. The record is from RefSeq and is a predicted model, not a curated record. Gene Ontology annotation, cellular component: plasma membrane. Lineage: Eukaryota; Metazoa; Chordata; Mammalia; Rodentia; Bathyergidae. Gene Ontology annotation, biological process: proteolysis; male gonad development; binding of sperm to zona pellucida. Gene Ontology annotation, molecular function: metalloendopeptidase activity.